Messenger RNA from Coregonus clupeaformis (lake whitefish), 948 nucleotides. RefSeq names its product caveolin-2. Gene Ontology annotation, cellular component: caveola. Gene Ontology annotation, biological process: caveola assembly. Bases 136 to 735 code for a protein of 199 amino acids. The record is from RefSeq and is a predicted model, not a curated record. Lineage: Eukaryota; Metazoa; Chordata; Actinopteri; Salmoniformes; Salmonidae. The transcript is spliced from 3 exons. Gene Ontology annotation, molecular function: molecular adaptor activity.
CCACCGGGGUGCCAGUGACUGGGCUGCUGAGGCGAAAGGAGUGGGAUUGGUCUACAGUGGUCAACCUCCAGAGCGACCCCCCUUCAUCCUCUCUCCCAGCCCAGUGAGGGUGCACGCCACCGAGGCACACACACCAUGACCACGGGGCGUACGCCAGCCGAGACCAGGCUAGACCUGGAGGACAUAGAGGAGCAGGAGGAGACCCCUCUGUGGGUCCCACCCCUGGGGAUCCCUCCAGGCAGACACACUGCAGAGGGACUACUGGAGGAAGUAGUGGAGGUAGAGGCAGAGGAACCAGCCCAGGAGGAGGACUCCACCCACAGUGACACCAGGCUUCUGGUCAAGGACAGGGACCCAAGGGGAGUCAACAAGUGUCUAAAGACUGUGUCUCCUGAGGUGACCUUUGAGGACGUGAUAGCAGAGCCCCCCUCGGUGCGGAGCUUCGAUAAGGUGUGGCUGUGGAGCCACGCCCUAUUUGAGGUGUCCCGUCUCUGGUGCUACCGGCUCAUCUCCCUCCUCCUGGCCGUGCCCAUCUCUCUGGUGGCAGGGAUCCUCUUCGCUGUCCUCAGCUGCCUGCAUAUCUGGCUGAUCAUGCCCUGUAUGCAGCUCUUCCUGAUCAACAUGCACUGGGUUCAGACUGUGUGGGGCAGUGUAUUGGACAUCGCCAUCGCCCCGUUCUUUAAGAGUAUGGGGAUGUGCUGCGGUAGCAUCAACGUCCGACUGGCAAGGGACUGAUGUUGGGCUCUGCCACCUUCUAUGGGAGUGUGGAGGAAGUGGGCUGGGUUGGGUUGACGCACACUACAUAUGAAGUGGUCGUUUGCAAUCAUGUCUCAAUCUCAAAUAAAAAUGAUGUUGCUGCCUUCUACUCUGCAAAGAACAAAUUGAAAAAAGUAGAACUUGUAAUUUUUUUGUAAAUAUAUUAAAUUAAAUUACAUGAAUUAGACAGUA